Messenger RNA from Medioppia subpectinata, 915 nucleotides. Lineage: Eukaryota; Metazoa; Arthropoda; Arachnida; Sarcoptiformes; Oppiidae. The record is from the annotation of a GenBank genome assembly.
CCCGGGAAUCCGCAACUCUGCGGUCCCACGCCUUACGCACUCUUCAACACAAUCCUCUGGAAACCGAUGGAUGAGAAAAACUUACAGUAUUUGUCCAUUAAUUCGACUAAUUAUACGGGCUAUUGGCAGACGAGUACGUGGGAGUCGAGUGACCUGAACUCGAUCAAUAUGAACGCCUGGAGCACCAGUAGUAUGUGGAGAGACUAUAAGCAAAAGGCGUGUCAGUUCUGGAACGACUACAUUCCCGUAAUGGUUGGCCGAAUCCCGCCGACGUGGCCGCCGACCUAUGAGCCGUACGAAGAGGAGCUCCGUAUCUAUCGGGCGGCCACGUGGAGUAUUUUAGCCGCACUUAUCGUAUUAAUAGUUCUCGUAUUCAUGUGUUCGUGUCUUUACUGUCGGGCAAAAAGUUAUCGUUACGGGGACGCAGCCAUUGAUGACUACAUCAAUAUACCAGAUAUCGCCACAAUGGGCACUCAGUAUAGCGCACCGUCCACUCGGGCUAAUUCCGAGAGCAACUUAAGUUUUCGUUUAAAGUCUGAAUAUCCGCGACAACAGAAGUUUAAGUCCAACGAUAGGAUAUAUAUCCCGCGGGACAAACACACACAGGAGCUCCGUAUCUAUCGGGCGGCCACGUGGAGUAUUUUAGCCGCACUUAUCGUAUUAAUAGUUCUCGUAUUCAUGUGUUCGUGUCUUUACUGUCGGGCAAAAAGUUAUCGUUACGGGGACGCAGCCAUUGAUGACUACAUCAAUAUACCAGAUAUCGCCACAAUGGGCACUCAAUAUAGCGCACCGUCCACUCGGGCUAAUUCCGAGAGCAACUUAAGUUUUCGUUUAAAGUCUGAAUAUCCGCGACAACAGAAGUUUAAGUCCAACGAUAGGAUAUAUAUCCCGCGGGACAAACACACACAGGUCUGA